Molecule: messenger RNA, 5602 nt
Organism: Drosophila ficusphila
Lineage: Eukaryota; Metazoa; Arthropoda; Insecta; Diptera; Drosophilidae
Gene: wry
Product: protein HEG
Biological process (GO): establishment or maintenance of epithelial cell apical/basal polarity; heterophilic cell-cell adhesion
Cellular component (GO): plasma membrane; protein-containing complex
Molecular function (GO): calcium ion binding
Source: RefSeq, a predicted model, not a curated record
UUGAAGCGUUACGGUUCGUCGCGAUUUGGAUUCGGACUAAGGUACAGGCCCUCAAUAGUUCCCCCGGUCGAAGUGUGUUUACAUUGCUUGCAAACUAAAAUUUUCAGACGCCAUGAGCGCGUAUUUAUAAAAAUAGGAACAGCGAGCGAAAAUCAAAAUACAAAACUCUAAAGCGAGGAAAAGCCCCAAAAAGGGAAGCUCAGAGCCAGAAAAAUGUGGAAAAUCUGCAUUUUUACAUUGGUAAUUGCGGUGGCGGCUGCAACAACUAGUGAAACCAUAACAAAUGACUUAACGGCGAAGGGCAACCAGACGCAGUUGAAAAUUUCCACGGAGGCAUCGGGGGAAAUUGCUGCUGUGGGCGGGUCAACCUCAACGGCCACGCCCACCACGACGGCCACAACGAGCACAACAACCACCCGGGCAACAACUGUGGCCGAGCCAAAUGGCGAGGCCCCCGAAAUCGGGCUAAUGACGUCCCCAGCCCAAAAGGAGGUGCCCGCAUCCGAUUUGGGUGAAUUGGGCGGCAUCAAGAAUGCCCUGCACCGCAUCAAACUGAGCGAGCAGCCAGUGGAAAUCACCACCACCACCACCGAGCAGCCAGAGCAGCCAGAGGCCGUGGACCAGGACGAGGAGCAGGAGGAGGAGGAGGUGACCCCCACGAUUUCCCCGCUGCAGAUCCAAAUGCAGGCGGCCGCCUCCUACCAGGUGGCCGAAACGCUGGCCGACCUGAACGACGAGGAGCGGGCCAGGUACGACGCCAUGCUGGCCCAGCAGCCCACGGCCAGCAAGCUGAACAUCGUGGACCUGUAUCCGCUGAAGAUCGAGGACCUGCAGCCCAUCAUCCAGAGCGACAACGACGAGCUGAUCAAGCAGAGGACCAUCUUCACGCAGCCCGAAAACGCCGAGGAGUACAAGCAGAAUCUAAUGCCCAACGAGGUGGAGUUCAUGGUCAACAAGGAGGUGGACGAAGUGCGGGAGAAGAUCAAGAUAAACAGGGAGAAGCUAAGCACAUCGACUACAGUGAAGCCCACCACCAGCCGACCGCAGCAGGGAACCACGGCUGACUUCACUGGCAAACUGCUGGCCGAUCAGGACGAUCUCAUAACCGAAAUCGAGAGCAAGUUCCAGCUGCACGAAACCACAACACUAAAGCCAAGAGUUACUACCAUAAAGCAUCCGGGAAACACGUUCAUCGAUCGCCGGGUGAAGAAGAGCUUCGAGUUUCCCAUGCAGCACAGGGCCAGCGAUGUGAUGGCCAUGCCGCACAUCGACUUCGCCAACACCAAGUUCCAGACGGACGGGGAUGCCCCCAAUCCGCCCGCCUCGCACCCGGAGUUCUCCACCACAAAGUUCUACAACAGCAAGGAGCUGUACAACGAGAUGCUGCUGCACAAUAAGCGAAAGUUAAUGAAGGCUGCCAAAGCUGACGGCAGUCCGAUAAAGUCAGCGGAGGAUACAACUCGCCACCCGGCAAACUUGAACGUGACGCCAGGAGGGAAAACUUUUAACCCGGCCACCACCACAAGAACAACAGCAACAACAACGACGAGUGGAACCACCACAUCAACGAGGACAACAACUACUGAGUCUACUACCGCAGCACCAGCAGCAGCAACAACCACAAUAGGAACAACAACGACAACAACUAGAACAACAACCAGUGGCAGACCGACAACGAGCACUGGAAAAUAUCAGAAGGAGCUUAAGCGUGCCAAAUUAUUGCUCAAGGCCGUGCUACCGCCGCCCAAGUCGACAAGUGACAAGCCAACGGAGGCGGCAGCAGCAGCGGGGGUGGGGGUGGUGGCAGCCGCAUCCUUGAGCACCACAACGAUGGCCACUCCGAUGGCCACUCCCGCCAGGAGCCGUAUGCCAGCGGCUAAUCCCACUAAGACCGCCUCAAAGCCAAUUGCCAGGCCGCGCAUUUUGAGUCGCCUGCAGGAGAAAAUCAAUUCGCUCGAGUGCGAGAUCCCCAAUGUGCCGCAGGACUCGCAUCUGUGGCGCGGCAACGAGACCCACGAACUGCUGCUCCCGAUUGUGACCAUGGAGCACUGUAAACAGGAUGAGCGCUGCAUACCUAAUGUACUCACCUGGCGGGGUGAGGCGGAAAUCCAGUCUGGCGACAUUCUAAUUGUGGAAAUCAAUGACGCCAUGUUAAAUCCAUCCCACGAGCCGAACAACACGAGCAGCGCGGUACAUGCCACACAGGUGUAUCAGGUGACUCGUUCCGGCCACGAACACUGCGACGUCACCGAGGGCGUCCUGCUGGAUAUCACGCCGCUGGUGGUCGACGGCAGGAAGCUGGUUACCCUGUACGAUAAGGACCUCACCGAGGGAGUUAACUUGCUAAUUGUGGUGUCCGAGUUGUGGGGAGCGCAGUGUGUGCGCCUGAAGGUGACCACCAAAACGGACAAUUGCGGCGAUAACGCGGACUGUUCCGGCAAGGGAGUCUGCUACUCGAAUUCCGGGAUGGAGGAGUUCGAGUGCCAGUGCUGCAGCGGAUUCGCAGGACCGCACUGCGAGGAGAUCGAUGCGUGCAACCCGAGUCCUUGCACCAACAACGGCAUCUGCGUGGACCUCUCCCAGGGGCACGAGGGCAACUCGUACCAGUGCCUCUGUCCGUACGGAUAUGCGGGAAAGAACUGCCAAUACGAGUCGGAUCCCUGCAAUCCCGCCGAGUGCAUGAACGGCGGCAGCUGCGUGGGCAACUCCACGCAUUUUCGGUGCGACUGUGCGCCCGGGUUCACAGGACCUCUGUGCCAGCACAGCCUGAACGAGUGCGAGUCCUCGCCGUGUGUGCACGGCAUCUGCGUGGACCAGGAGGACGGCUUCCGAUGCUUCUGCCAGCCAGGAUUCGCCGGCGAGCUGUGCAACUUCGAGUAUAAUGAAUGCGAAUCGAAUCCGUGUCAGAAUGGCGGCGAGUGCAUCGAUCACAUUGGCAGCUACGAGUGUCGCUGCACGAAGGGCUACAGCGGCAACCGUUGCCAAAUUAAGGUUGAUUUCUGCGCCAACAAGCCUUGCCCCGAAGGACAUCGCUGUAUUGAUCAUGGAAAUGAUUUCAGCUGCGAAUGCCCAGGAGGUCGCAACGGACCGGAUUGUAAUCAAAUGCCACGAACGUACUUCCAGCAAUGCAACGUGAACCCGUGCACCCAUGGCGGCACUUGUUGGUCCAGCGGCGAUAGCUUCUACUGCGCCUGCCGUCCCGGCUACACAGGAACCAUGUGCGAAGAUGAGUUCGUGGUGGAGACGGUCGUUAGUUCCAGCGAAUUUAUUGUGGACGAUGCGAACGCUAGAAAUUUUAAUGACAAAACUUUCGGUUCAUCGGUUGUGCUUAAGAGUCCCAUUGAAUUGCAUAAUGCAUAUUUUGCGGCCGGAGUCCUGGCAGCCGCCAUUUUCAUCGUUGCCGUUGUGGUCACCAUUUGCCACUGCAAGGUCAAUCAGACGUAUCGGAAAUUCUCGACACGUUCCACGUCGUUCAUACCCAUCCUGGGCUUCAGUCGCCGGCCGAAAAUGCAGGGCAAGCUCAAUAAACACUGGCUGAGUGGCAAGGGAGCGGCCGCGGCUGGCGGUGGCAACAAUGUGGCGCCCGCGGGUGGACCGAGGGGCGGAGCGGGGUCAUCGGGAGGGGGAGUGGGAGGGGGAGCGCAGCAGGGCACUCGCCACCUGCCAGGACAACCCCAGACGCAGACCACGCAGACCACGCUGGGCGGGCAGCUGCAGGAGCGACCCUUCCAGCGGCACCUGGCCAUGAACCUCGAGAACGACAUGUACUACACGGUGGACUUUAGCGAGAACUCACAGCACUCGCCGUUGAUACAGUGAGACCUGGCUGGCAGCGGCAGCGGAAGCGACGGAUGGCUAGUCAAGUUCACCCCACACAAGGAGGAGUGAGUGGAGUGGGCUGGUGGGUUGGGUUCGGGUGAUUGUGUAAUUAUCUCUGAUGCUACUCGUUGAAUAUUUCAAAUAUUGAACAGUAUUCGAUAAUAAUAAACUAAAGACGUGUGUGAAUUAACUUUACAAUUAUGAAUCCGGCUAAUGCAAACACAAAUAUGUAUGGUUAAUACAUGUAUCUCUGGCAUAACUAGGCUUAGCAUACUUGUUUAUCGGGGUUUAUUUUGGCUGAGCACACACAAGCACACUGAUACGGAAAGGAUAAUGUUUGAUUAUAAAACACAGCGCAGCAAGGGAGAUCAUCAAGAAUUAUGUAAAUGUUUAAUGUGCAACUUGAACUAAGUCCGCUUUUCUCAUCCCGAUUGCCUUAGUAUAUGAAUUUUGCGCAUUUGUUGGAGAAAACAUAAAUUUAUGUUGGUUUUCUCAUGUGGAAUUGUUUUAUGUUUGGCCCGAAGACGCAGAUAUGGCUGGCUCUUGGCUAAUUGUGGCCAUAAAACCCCCAUCAAUUUGCUAUGCAAAUGCCCAGCCCGAAAGUUGGGUUUAUAGGUGCGCAUUUGCAUAUGGACAUUUCAAGCAGAUUAAAUGAUUUGCCUGGCCAAGAGCAAAAUGCUCGGUUGCUCAGUAAUUUUAAUUAGUUUAAGUUAUCCUUGGGAUACACAGAACUUUGCCCCGACAUCAAAGAGAGCCGAAACUAAUUAUGUUCGCCAGGCCAAAAAUAUAUAACACUCUAAUGAGCAACAGAAAUAGAAUUUGAUAGCAUUUAAUAAAGCAUGCUUCUCACCGCAUUUUCAUUUGCAAAUGUUUGCAAUUAGUUAAAUAAUAAUGAAGAGAGCACGGGAUUCUAUUGUGUUGCGACGAAAUAAAUUCAAUUGAAUGUCGCAAAUUUUGGAAUUUUAUCAACUAAUUUCCGGAAAUGCAGUUUAGUUUAGUUUUAAUUAAUUUUGCCUUACCAAUCAAAUUUACUGGGAAUGGGUGAUUUAAAUUGAAUUUGGUCGGGGCAGAUAUCAGAGAUUAUUGCUGCUGCUUGCCCCAAAUGCUCGAUUGUUCGAAUGUUCGACCGCAGUCGAAAGUUGUUAGUGAAAAAUAAUUAGCAUAAAUUAAAACUCUAGCCACAAAAGUUAAUAUGUUUUUUGUGCAUAAAUAAUAUUUAUUUUGAAAUCAUUUCCAUAAAUGAAUGUGUGGUGUGUGCUGGCCACAUUUAGCAUAUUGCUGUUGAUAUGUAAACAUUAAUACUGAUCGAAUUGCAAGAGGUCGAUGUUGAUGUUGAACUCAACUGCAAUUCAAAUCCAUUAAAAUAAAAACCGAAAAAAAAAUCACAAAAAAAACGUAAGGCAAAUAAGUGAAAUAAAUUGAGACUUGAUGCAUACAUUUUUUGCAUCAAUAAUAGAUUUUCGUGCAAUUUGAUAUGCAAAGAAAAACGAGAUUGUAAUUAAAGCGCUAUAUUAAGUAAUAAAUAACGAUAAACCGAGGCAGGCCGAAUCGAAAAGCCACAAAUGAAAUGCAAAUAAUAUAAAAUUAAUGGGGAGCCUUAGCCUAAGGAGAAAAACACAGACACAAAGAGAGCAAAGCAAAUGCAUUACUUUCAUUUCAAUGAAGAUGAAAUAAAAUUAAUAGCAACUUAACCUAUGACAGAACACUUGGCAUUUUGGGCAAUUACAGUUUAAUUUUUAAGCCGAUCAGCAAAAUAAAGUGGAAAAUCCAGCGAAACGUGAAA